AUGUUAAUGAAUGGGGAUACAAGUUCAAUUCCAUCAUUGAAAUCUGAUAAUGAAGAGUUUUUACCUCUAAUUAAAUAUUUAAUUGAAAGUAGAAAUACAACAGUUUAUCAAUGGCGAACUCGUGGUCAUGUGUCUGCGAGUGUUAAACGACCACCAUUAAAUUAUAAAUUCAUAGAGGCAGCAGAAGUUAAUGAAGAAGAACCAAAUAUUAUUUUACGAUUAGAUGAUGAUUUAACAACAACAAUGACUGAAGGAAUUGCAGUUAAACAAACAGUAAAUCAAACUGAUGUUGUUGAUUUUGAUGCGGAAACGGAAAUUGAUUGA
Molecule: messenger RNA, 324 nt
Organism: Rotaria sp. Silwood2
Lineage: Eukaryota; Metazoa; Rotifera; Eurotatoria; Philodinida; Philodinidae
Source: the annotation of a GenBank genome assembly